GUCAGAUAUAAAUUGAAAUAAAAAUCCGACAAUCUAAACAUAUAAGGUAUGGCAGAUAGCAAUGGUCGAAACGAAGAGAACUUCCGGCUGUUACCAAGAAUACUGAAUGGAGGCUUAGCAGGCAUAGUAGGUGUUAUGUGUACAUUUCCUCUAGAUCUGGUGAAGACGAGGCUUCAAAACCAACAAGAACAUGCAGGUAUAAAGGAGUACAAAAGUAUUGCCGAUGCUUUUAAGAAAACAUUACGUGCAGAAGGUUUUCUAGGAAUGUACAAAGGUUCUUUAAUAAAUCUCAUAUUAAUAACUCCAGAGAAGGCCGUUCUUCUAGCCGGUAACGAUUUCUUCAGGUAUCACCUUCAAACUAAAGACGGAAAGCUACCGCUCUUCAACGAAGUAAUGGCUGCAGCAGCUGCGGGGUUUCUCGCCAUCGGCAUAACGACACCUAUGGAGCUGCUCAAGAUUCAAAUGCAAGACGCUGGAAGGAUCAAUGCACAAAGAAUAAAGAGUUAGGUGGUCAACCGUCGUUGCAUUUAAGCCUGCCGAAAGUGAUCAUAGAUCUGGUAGCAAAAGAAGGACCACUAGCGAUCUUCAAAGGAGCAUCUGCGACUAUGCUCCGGGAUAUAAAAUUUGCUAUGAUCUAUUUUCCUAUGUUUGCCAAACUUAACGCAAUGGGCCCCAAAAAGGAACAUUCUGGUGAAUCUCAAUUCUGGGUGAAUUUUCUGGCUGGCGGGGCAGCAGGAUGCACUGCUGCUGUCCUAUGUACCCCUGCUGACGUAAUCAAAACUCGAUUGCAAACUGCUACAAAGGGCAAAGGUGAAGUUACCUAUACGGGUAUCAUGGAUGCAUUUAGACAGACACUGAAGAACGAAGGGCCAAAAGCUUUCUUCAAGGGAGGAGCAUGUCGCGCUAUGGUAAUUACUCCGCUACUAGCAAUAGUGCAAAUGGUGUACUAUAUAGGCGUAGCAGAGUAUGUUAUGCGAAUACCGAAGACAACGGAUUAAGAUAUAAAGAUUUGCUAUUCCUGACAUGUACCAUUUUUUCCAAGAAAUGUUUAUACCAC
This is a messenger RNA of Acanthoscelides obtectus, 1057 nucleotides long. The record is from the annotation of a GenBank genome assembly. NCBI's taxonomy places the organism in Eukaryota, Metazoa, Arthropoda, Insecta, Coleoptera, Chrysomelidae.